Molecule: messenger RNA, 4438 nt
Organism: Sitodiplosis mosellana (orange wheat blossom midge)
Lineage: Eukaryota; Metazoa; Arthropoda; Insecta; Diptera; Cecidomyiidae
Product: protein cueball-like
Exons: 9
Coding region: 637-3171 (844 amino acids)
Biological process (GO): N-terminal peptidyl-methionine acetylation
Cellular component (GO): Golgi membrane
Molecular function (GO): histone acetyltransferase activity; protein-N-terminal amino-acid acetyltransferase activity
Source: RefSeq, a predicted model, not a curated record
AAAACCGCUCACCAAUCAGCUGUCAUAAUUAUUGUUGUUCUUUGGCACCAGAGAAAAUUGCUUUUAUUUAUUUUUACUAGUGCGUUAAAACAACACAUAUUUCCCAUAAUCGCGUUACAAAUUCAUGCUGCGAAUUAAAUUUUCGUUUUUGUGAGAGAAAAAAAUAUGCGCUCCGUUGCAACAGUGAAUACUUGGAAUUGGCAUUGGUUUGCGAAUGUGUUAUUGGUUCAGAAAAUUUUCUCAUGUUAAAGAGUGAAACAAAGCCAAUAGAAUUGAAAUCGAAGAAAAAAAAACAUUUUUUCAAUUACAGAAAAAGCGCGAGGAAAAAUAUUCCAUCCAAAUUCAAACUUUUCGCAUAUUUUGAGUGAUAAAAGAAGCAGUGAAAUUUAUUGAAGUAAUAAUGUUUUAUUGGGACAUUUUGUGAGUGAGCAAAAGUGUGUCCUCGUGCUGAAUGAUGAUUUUUCGUGAUGUUAUGAUCAUUUGCUUGAAUGUCGUAAGAAUCUCUGCGCUUCAAGUGUAAUUUAAAUCGAUUAUAUAAUUUAAUAACCAAAAUUAAUAAUUAGAACAAAUGGAUGCAUAGUUCCGUCAUUGAGAAUUAUAAUUAAUUGACGAAUAUUCACCCAUAGUACAUAGAUUAUGGCACAAUUUACAUGGUAUCGUCAAAAUUCCAAAGACAAUGAUAGUAGCAAAUCAAAUAAUGACUAUAGCACAACUGGUCAACAGCACGCAUCCGUUCCACUUUGUCUAACGAGCGACGUGCAACUGCGUUUCUUGUGUCCGGAUGAUUUGGAAGAAGUGCGAACGCUGUGCCAAGAUUGGUUUCCCAUUGACUACCCGUUUUCAUGGUACGAGGACAUAACAUCUAGCACAAGAUUCUUUGCACUAGCUGCCGUUUACAACCUUACCAUAAUUGGACUUAUCGUGGCCGAAAUAAAACCAUAUGCACGCCUCAAUAAAGAAGACCGUGACAUUUUACCUGAAUCCAUGGGCAAAGAAUGUGAUGUUGGAUAUAUUUUGUCGUUAGGCGUGCAUAAAAAGUAUCGACGAAACGGCAUCGGUUCUCUGCUACUAGACGCAUUAAUUAACUACUUAACGACGUCGGAAAAGACAAAAGUCAAGGCGAUAUUUUUACAUGUUUUAACCACAAACCAACCUGCCAUUUUAUUUUACGAAAAGAGAAGGUUUCGAAUGCACACAUUUUUGCCGUAUUAUUACUCAAUCAAAGGUUAUUGCAAAGACGGUUUCACUUACGUGUUAUACAUCAACGGUGGACAUCCGCCUUGGACACUAUUGGAUCAUAUCAAAAAUUGGUGUUCGAAAAUUACAUUUGUUAGCGGCAUAUUCGGUUGGUUAAUUUAUCGCGUAAGAAGCGUUUUGAGAUGGUUAUGUCAUCGCACUGGUUUAUUUAAUAACAGGUUUAAUUUUGCCCAUUUAUCUAAGAAUGUAAAAAAUCAAGAUUCAAGUAGAUUUUAUGAUUCUACAAGUAUUGAAUUUGCCGUUAGCACAAAAGGAUUUAUAAAUUUCUACACAUCCGACUGGGAGCCGGUAACGUCAGCCGCACAUCAAUUCGACGAAUUGUCGGCAAUCACAUUCGAUGAAAUCGAAGAAACACUCUAUUUUAAUGAUCAGUCACAUCUUAAUGGAACGAUAUUUUCGCUAAAACUGGGCACCGAUGGAAAUCAUCCUGUAAAACAGAUCAUUGAGAAGUCGAAAAAAGAAAAGAUACAAGGCAUUGCAUUCGAUCCAUUGGAACGGACGUUGUAUUGGACGGAUGCGGUGAACGGAAUCAUUUAUCAAAUGAAUCUUAACGAUAACAAUGAACCGAAGAUUUUCAUAGACAAACUGUCAAUGCCACAUGGCAUUGCGAUUGAUAUUUGCCGCAGACAACUAUACUGGACCAAUUUGAACAUGAAAGAAUCGUCCAUCGGACGAAUUUCAUUAGAUGGUAAAGAAUCUAAAACUAUAAUUAGUGGCCUUGAUAUGCCACGUGGAAUAGUUGUGGAUCACUUUUCUCGUCGUAUCUUCUGGGUAGAUGAUCUACGUGGUGACCAUUUUGCAGUUGAAAGUGCCAAUCUGGAUGGCAGUGAUCGCAAAACUAUCAUUCGUAAUAUGAACCAUGUGCCAUUUGACAUAGCUGUGGAUGAAUCAAAUAUUUAUUGGACCGAUAUUCAAGAAAAUGCUGUGUGGAAAAUUCCUAAAACCGCUUCAAUAGACGAUUUACCAUUGAGAAUACAGAAUUUCACAAUACAGAACAUUCCGAAAGGAAUCAUUAAUCGCAAUCACUUCAUCACGUCUCAGCAAAGUGCCCAGGAAUGUAAGUCAGUGUUCGAACUAAUAAAAUCAACCACUUUUACAUCAGCUUCAAAUAGUUCGCCACAAAUACUGAGUGUGCAUUGCCUGAAUAAUGGUCAAUUCGAUGACAAAACAAAAUCAUGCCAUUGUCCACAUGGCUAUAAAGGUAGCGUUUGUGAGAUUCCCGUUUGCAACAAUUACUGUGUGGAGGGAACAUGCGAAAUUGCGUCGAAUGGAAAUCCUCUAUGUAACUGCCGCGAGGGAUUCACUGGCGAUCGCUGUGAGACUAAUUUGUGUACGAAUCAUUGUCUACACGGUGGCCAUUGUUUAAUCGAAAGGAGCGAGCCAAAUUGCCAAUGUCCAACUUCGUAUUAUGGAAAUCGCUGUGAAAAUAUGAAUAUCAAGGAAAUGUGUAUUCGAUUUUGUAACAAAGAAGACAUCGAUGAUCGACUAGGAUUGGAUUUCGAAGCUGUAUGCAAUAACUGCAGUGGAAAGCUUCCAUCAAAACUAUUCUUCAAUUUCAAUGGCGAACACCAAAAUACCUGCAAGGAAUCGGUUCUCAACAAAACUGCGAUAUUUGUAUCGUGUGGUGUGGUCAUAUCUCUAGCACUAGUCUUUGUCAUUGUAAAAACAAUUCGUCACGUAUAUAAACCGUUGCGUCCAAGAAUCAAGAAGACGUAUGUGGUGCGUAAAAAUGUAACACCAACGCCGUUAACUUGCCGACCCACUACCGAACAGUGCGAAAUCACAAUAGAAAACUGUUGCAACAUGAAUAUUUGUGAUACGCCAUGUUUCGACCCGAAAGUGCUACAAGCAGAGGCCAACAAGAAAGAAGACAAAAAAACUUUAAUAAACCACAGCGAAGAUCUGAUGUACUGAGCACAUGCAUAAGAAUUGAAAAAUCAAAAGCAAAAUACUUACCAAUAUCUACACGGCUGUUAUACGUCUUGUGGGCCUUACAUGGAGCUAAAUCGCAAAAAUACGAGAGACAAACUAGAGAAAAACCGAAAUCAUUCGCCACAAAAUUGCUAACGCCCAUUUCAAAAUCGUCUAGGUUAUUAGCACUCAUUCACAAAUUACAAAAGUGUCUUACUUAAUUGAUUGAUUGCUUUGUGCAUUACUUACUUUUCGCUACGAAAAAUCAUCUGAAAAUGUCAGAAACAACAUAAAAACAUGAAGCAACAAGUAAAGAUCCACCGACGAUCUUCCACGAACUUAAAACAAAAACUGAGAAAUUUACAAAGCAUAUUAUGGCAAUCAUAAAUUCAUGUUGUAGCUUCUGUUUAGCUAAAAUUAUAUAUUUUUGUGACAGAUUUGUAAAAUGUCGAACAUUUAUUUUAUUUUUCAAUAUUGUAACUUAUUAUUUUGUAGGAUCAUUUUGUUUUUCAAUCGAGUUGAAAAAAUUGCGUUUAAAAUAGAUAAUCUAAUACGACCAACAAGUUGAUUAUAAUUUUGUAGACAAAGACUGAUAAAACAAAAUACCAGCUAUCAGCCGUGCAAGCAAUUUUAUGCAAAUAAUCAAUAGAGAUGAAGCACAUAAAAGACGGAUUUAGUACAAAUUUCCUCGAACACACACACACACACACUCUUUUUGCCUGAAAUGAACUUCAAUAGUAAAGUAACAGUUAUUUAUUCCUAUACCUCACGAUUGUUAUUCAUUUUAAGGUGCCUACAAAUCCAAAGUUAAUUCUUUCCUCAUUUUUAUCUGAUAGACAUCAAACCUUUUUUUUCUAUUUAUUUGCUACAGAAAAUUGAGCAUAGAUUGCAGAGUAGCAUAGUGGAAGUGGAAUAACUGAAACAAAUUAAUGCUUUUGAGCAAAGUGUAUUCAGAAUUGUUAACUAAAAAACAGUUGAUUUUGUUUUCAAACAAACAAAACAACAAGAAGAAAAGGAAACAAGUGACGCACCAGUUGAGUAAUGUUAAUAAUUUAGCAACUGUUUAGUUAAAAACUGAUGAAAAAGUUAUUUAGUGCAAAACAAUAAACAAACAAGAAAAAAGGGAGAUAUAUAAAAAAACAGGAAAAUACACUAAAACUUAAAAAAAGAGAUCAAAAACUGAAAAUAAUCCUAUGUGGGAUAUCCACAUCAGAAACGAACAAUGGAAUAUCCACAUCAGAAAUGUGAUAUUACACUAAGUCUUCGUUUU